This is a messenger RNA of Zingiber officinale, 2058 nucleotides long. RefSeq names its product butanoate--CoA ligase AAE1-like. The record is from RefSeq and is a predicted model, not a curated record. The coding region runs from base 88 to 1755 and encodes 555 amino acids. The transcript has 2 exons. Lineage: Eukaryota; Viridiplantae; Streptophyta; Magnoliopsida; Zingiberales; Zingiberaceae.
AGUCAGCAAAAAGGCGGAAGAGGUAAAUCAAGUGAUUGAAAGGAGAACCAAAGUCAGUCUCGCUUCGCUGGAGAGAGGGGGAGAUCCAUGGAGGGCAGCAUCAGAAGCCCGGCAAACUACGUGCCGCUUUCGCCGAUAAGCUUCCUGGAGCGCGCCGCCGUCGUCUAUGCCGAGCGCGCCUCGGUCGUGUACGGCUCCACUUCCUACACAUGGAAGCAGACUCGCGACCGGUGCCUCAGGCUCGCCUCCGCCCUCACCGCCCUUGGGGUUUCUCGCGGAGACGUUGUUGCUGUACUUGCUGCAAAUAUUCCUGCGAUGUAUGAUCUACAUUUUGGAGCCCCUAUGGCUGGUGCUGUGCUCUGCACUCUCAAUACACGGCAUGACUCAGCAAUGGUCUCCUCUUUACUUAAGCAUUCAGAGUCGAAAGUUUUAUUUGUGGACUCUCACCUUCUUGACAUUGCCCAAGGGGCACUAAAACUUCUUGCCGAAUCAAAUGCCAAUCUUCCUACACUCAUCAUAAUCUCAGAUAUGACUGACUCUGAUGGUGCAUUGGGUGGUGUCGAUAGAUCAACUAUUCUAGAAUAUGAGACCCUUCUGCAAGAUGCCUCUCCUAACUUUCAGAUUCAAUGGCCUAUUGAUGAAUGUGACCCGAUCUCGAUAAACUAUACUUCUGGCACUACAUCAAGGCCUAAAGGAGUCAUCUACAGCCACAGAGGUGGAUACCUGAACGCAAUUGCGACAAUUCUUCUCAACGAUAUUACAACAAUGCCAGUAUAUCUAUGGACAGUGCCUAUGUUCCAUUGCAAUGGGUGGUGCCUUGCAUGGGGCAUAGCAGCUCAAGGCGGUACCAAUAUCUGCCUGAGAAAUGUUAAAGCAAAGGCCAUCUUUGACAGCAUUUCUCUUCACAAGGUUACCCAUCUGGGUGGUGCUCCGACGGUCCUCAACAUGAUCGUAAAUGCUCCGAUCACAGUGCGUAAGCCACUCCCUGGAAGAGUAAGCGUGAUGACUGGUGCUGCACCUCCUCCGCCCCAUGUCAUGUCCGAGAUGGAAGAGCUUGGUUUUCGCGUUACUCAUCUUUAUGGCCUUACUGAAACAUAUGGUCCAGCAACUGUUUGCACUUGGAAACCUGAGUGGGAUGCAUUACCUUUGGAAGAAAGAGCGAGGCUCAAGGCUCGCCAGGGACUUCAUCACAUUGGAAUGGAGGAGGUUGAUGUAAAAGAUUCAUACACGAUGAAAAGCCUUCCUGCUGACGGCAAGACAAUUGGUGAAGUGAUGUUCCGGGGAAACACAGUGAUGAACGGGUACUACAAGGAUCUAAAGGCAACAACGGAGGCAAUGAGCGGAGGAUGGUACCAUAGUGGUGACCUUGGAGUCAGACAACCAGAUGGCUAUAUCCAACUCAAGGACCGUUCAAAAGAUAUGAUCAUCUCAGGCGGUGAGAACAUCAGCUCGAUCGAGGUAGAAUCCGUGCUUUUCAGCCACCCUGCAGUCCUCGAGGCAGCAGUAGUCGCGAGGCCAGAUGACUACUGGGGUGAGACCCCUUGUGCUUUUGUCAAGCUGAAGGAUGGUGCUACCGUUACUACAGAGGAAAUCAUAAAAUUUUGUCGUGCUCGGUUGCCUCAUUACAUGGCUCCUCGAACCGUCGUGUUCGAAGAUCUCCCCAAGACUUCUACAGGCAAAACUCAAAAGUUUUUGUUGAGGGAGAAAGCUAAGGCCAUGGGAAUCAUAUUUAGGAAAGGAGGGAGCAAGCUUUAAUUUGCAUCUUCUGCAACUAGUUCAAGGUAAUGUUUUGAUCCUUCAAAGAUAAUCAAGUGCAUUGCCUUUUGUCAUUUAUAUUGUAUAUUUUUCAAGGGGAGGCUUGAAGCAAUUGUAAAGUUAUUGCCAUGUGAUCAGGAGAUUAUGGGUUUGGGUCACGAAAAUUAUUUCUUGUAAAGUAGGAUAAAAAUAUAUACAAUAGAUCCUUUCUUAUGAUUCCAUAUUUGCAAAGCAGGAUAAUACUGUGUAUAAAUAUACUUUUUCCCAGUAAUCCAGUAUUGACAGGUGCAUUUUUAUAUCGUA